Molecule: messenger RNA, 377 nt
Organism: Dentiscutata erythropus
Lineage: Eukaryota; Fungi; Glomeromycota; Glomeromycetes; Diversisporales; Gigasporaceae
Source: the annotation of a GenBank genome assembly
UCUUACGACAACGUAAUUUCGCAAACAAAAUGGUAGUUAAUAUCCAAAUAAGUCAAUGGAUUAAUCAGGUUUCCGUCCAGAAUGAUGCAAUCAUUGGGUAUUGUAAAUUUUUGCAUCUCAUGAAUGAUAAACCAAAUAUUCCACUCGUUCCGACAUUAGAUAUCGAUCUUGGGUGGCAUACGCAUAUCUUACAUGGACAAAAUUAUCGCGCAUGGAAUAGAAAGUAUCUUUUACGGAUAGUUAAUCACAGUGAUACUAUUCCGAAGAAGACAUUGAAUGAUGGCUAUGUUGAAACCGAGAGUUUAUGGUCCAGGGAAUAUAAAGAAGCAUAUGUUGCUCCGAACUCUCCAGAAAAUCUUCCUGUGACGUCUAUAGUG